Panicum virgatum (switchgrass) is the source of this 1091-nucleotide messenger RNA. Its product is annotated as leucine-rich repeat protein 1-like. The record is from RefSeq and is a predicted model, not a curated record. The transcript is spliced from 6 exons. NCBI's taxonomy places the organism in Eukaryota, Viridiplantae, Streptophyta, Magnoliopsida, Poales, Poaceae. The coding region runs from base 143 to 796 and encodes 217 amino acids. Gene Ontology annotation, molecular function: protein binding.
CCGCGCGAACAAGAAUCUUUACCCGCUCCACUUCCGAGCUGAGUCUUUCAUCACUCCCACUCCCUCUCCACUCCCCCUGCUUCGCCACUUUCCCCACCUUCGCCGCUUCCUCUCGGAGUCGAAACCCUAGCCAACCAGCUCGAUGGCCUGGGCGGCGGCUACGGCUGCGGCUCUGGUGGUUGCGGCGGCGGUGCUGUCGCCGGCCUCCGUGGCGUCGGCGUCCAACGCGGAGGGCGACGCGCUGUACGCGCUGCGGCGCGCGCUCAAGGACCCCCGGGGCGUGCUCCAGAGCUGGGACCCCACCCUCGUCAACCCCUGCACCUGGUUCCACGUCACCUGCAACCGCGACAACCGCGUCACCCGCGUGGAUUUGGGUAACUCCAAUUUGUCAGGCAAUCUUGUUCCUGAACUGGGGCACCUUGAGCACUUGCAAUAUCUAGAACUCUACAAAAACAAUAUUCAGAGCACUAUCCCAGCUGAGCUUGGGAAUCUGAAGAGCCUUAUCAGCUUGGACCUGUAUAACAACAACAUUACAGGGAACAUACCAAGGGAACUUGGCAUGAUGAAAUUUUUAGUAUUCCUGCGACUUAAUGACAACCAUUUGACGGGUCCAGUUCCAAGGGAACUGACAAAAAUCUCUAGCCUCAAAGUGAUAGACGUCUCAAACAAUGAUCUUUGCGGCACAAUCCCAACUAGUGGGCCUUUUGAGCACAUACCAUUGAGCAACUUUGACAAUAAUCCAAGAAUGGAAGGCCCGGAGUUGCAAGGGCUUGCAACGUAUGACACAAACUGCUGAAGUGGCAAGCAGCUCUCGUCGCUCACACAACAGAUGUCAGCGGAUCAAAACUUCAUCAGAGCAUCUUGUAGAGAAGCAUGUCUGGUAGCUUGUAGCAGUGCUUGCUCGUAAAAAGCAGGGCAGCCCUCUCUGUGUAGAUAGUGUUUAUUAGUAGCUUGUAGCACUCUGUUGAAACCUCUUGGACUGAUGGUCCAAUGUACUGAAAAUGUCACGUACUGUAUGGUUGGUCGAUGAACUGGAACCGUGGAAAUAUUUACUUACCAUUUUCACCUAAUGUUUGAUGAUCUUCACCUCA